GGGAGAAGUGGACACGCCGGAGGGCAGGGAACAGCUGCAGGCAGACCUGGACAAGUUGGACAAGUGGGCAGAAAACAACAGAAUGCAAUUCAACAAGGAGAAAUGCAAAGUGCUGUACCUAGGGAGGAAAAAUGUCCAGCACACCUACAGCCUAGGGAAUGACCUGCUGGGUGGCACGGAAGUGGAAAAGGAUCUUGGAGUCUUAGUGGACUCCAAGAUGAACAUGAGUCGGCAGUGUGACAAAGCCAUCAAAAAAGCCAAUGGCACUUUAUCGUGCAUCAGCAGAUGCAUGACGAAUAGGUCCAAGGAGGUGAUACUUCUCCUCUAUCGGGCGCUGGUCAGACUGCAGUUGGAGUACUGCGUGCAAUUCUGGGCGCCGCAAUUCAAGAGGGAUGCGGAUAACCUGGAGAGGGUCCAGAGAAGGGCCACUCGUAUGGUUAAGGACCUGCAGACCAAGCCCUACGAGGAGAGACUGGAGAACCUGGACCUUUUCAGCCUCCGCAAGAGAAGGUUGAGAGGCGACCUUGUGGCUGCCUAUAAGUUCAUCACGGGGGCACAGAAGGGAGUUGGUGAGUAUUUAUUCACCAAGGCGCCCCCGGGGGUUACAAGAAAGAAUGGCCACAAGCUAGCAGACAGCAGAUUUAGACUGGACAUUAGGAAGAACUUCUUCACAGUUCGAGUGGCCAAGGUCUGGAACGGGCUCCCAAGGGAGGUGGUGCUCUCCCCUACCCUGGGGGUCUUCAAGAGGAGGUUAGAUGAGCAUCUAGCUGGGGUCAUCUAGACCCAGCACUCUUUCCUGCUUAUGCAGGGGGUCGGACUCGAUCUAUUGAAGUCCCUUCCGACCCUAACAUCUAUGAAUCUAUGAAAGACGACCCACCCAUUGCACAUGGAAGAGGCCACAAGAGGUCAUUGGUGUCACGCAAAUCCCUUCCUUGCCCGGAGUGCGGCUGCCUGCUCUGUGCCUGCUUGUCACACAGGAGGAAACUGGUCCGGGGGGCAGUGCUGUAGGCGCUAGGGUGCGGGCGAUGUGCUGUUCAGCCGGGAAGGGGCGCGGGAGACGGGGGUGGGCAUCGCAGGGAGCACAGAGAAGGCAGGAUGCUGCCAGGUCUGUUCUGGGGGGCUGCUCCAGCGUUUUGGCUGAGGCCAUUCAAUCUCUUCCAAAAAGAUUUCUGGAGGCAGGAGCAUGAGUAUUUUGAUGGGAAAGGGUCCUGCUGGCUCCCCCGAAGACAGCAAUAGACUUAAAGCUCCCUCUCCAUGUGCCUUGAAUGUGGAGCUCCUUAUAAGGCACCCACCAGGGUUGUUGUAGUGUUGAUGGGAAUACAGCAAGGCCUACACAUAAAACCUUUGUGAUCAAAUUAAAACAACAGUGCAUCUUGCACAAAAAUGCAAGUGGCAGCUGGGACCAUGCUAAAUAGUGCAACCCCAAUUGGUCUUAUUCUCUGUGCUAGAUUAUGUCAAAUCAAGGAAAUGGUCAACAGAGAACUGCCACGCUCAUCACAUGUACGCGUGUCUCAGAAGCCAGUAAAGGCAAGAAAGCUGCAUAGACAGACAAAAAACUAGAGCUCUUCCUUCCAAAAUGAUAUCUUUCAUUACACCAACUGGAGAAUCACAAGAAAAUUGUCCUUUUCUGCAAGCUUUCGGGAUCAAAGUCCCUUUGUCAAGCUCUGGGAAAAGUAUAGGUGGUACAAGAUGGUAAGGAGUCCCUAUAAGUAGGAAAUCAACUUCAUUUUUGCACAGAGGGAGUUGGAGAUGGAAGACUGUCCCUCUGGGUCCGUGAGAGUGUCUUUGUGAGCUGUGCCAAGUAGCUCUUUGCUGUGUUGAUCAGGUAGGACUCCUUCCCUGGAGGUGUCAGAUGGCAAGCAGGGAAGUAACAAAAACUUCCUUCUUAUUCUGCAAUGAAGUUUAAAACCCCAAAAAGAAAGCUACAUACACAUUUCAAUUGACAUAGCAGCUACAGGGAACAAAAGGCUAAAUACGCAUCUCAACAGAAACUUGUAAAAGAUACAGAAAAAAUGUCCUGUAUGUGACAAACACUUCUCCCAACAAACAUCCUAAGGGGUAAGGUGUUCAAAAUGUCUGAACCAUUCAGUGCAGGUGUGGAGUUUGAAAAACAAACCAUCGCCUGUACACGCUACUGCAAAUGUGCCCAGCUGAUAUACAGAUACCCCAAGACAGGUUUGGUGACACCUCUAAGUAUCCUGUCCAAGUGCUCAGGCCCAUCCAAACGCUCAGACCUACAAUUAUAGGGUCUGCAGAGAUGCACAAGUUUUACCCCUAGACAAUGCAAGAAUAGGAGCCAGGCAAUUACUAGUUGUGAUAUGAUGAUCAACACCCUUUUCUCCCUGUUUGUCUGGACUCUAAGUGGCCAACUAUCAAGAAAAAAUGCUUUGAAGUUAUACAAUGAAACAAUAUAAGAACUAACAGAAUUUGCCAUCAAAGUGUGCACUCCAGGAGAAGCAGAGAGAGAUCACUGCUACAUCGCAACCAGCUUAACCAGCAACGGAUCCUGCAUGGGGAAAGCUGCAAAACUGGACCAACUUCCUUCGCCGGCAUUGGUACCCAUCUGGUUCCCAGAGAUCAAGCCAUCUGGGACACGUAUGGUGCCUGCGAUCCCACAGGGCGCGUCUCUCUAUGUGCAAGGGGAUCGAUGGCUUCUGAAAUGGAGCCUGCUGCCGCGUUCGAAUGAGAGCAGCCCAGCAGCCUUGGCAUCGCAUGUAUGUAGUGUCCUCACAUUUCAAAAUGGUUGUGGGACCCCUUUCACUAAAAUUUCUUCAACAAGGUUUACUUAAAGAGCCCCUGUUGCCAUUUCAAAGGCCAGGAUGCUGACUAUAUGAGACAUUGCUGGUGUUUUAUUUAGGGUGGCUCUUGAGAGCCGCUCUAAUUCAAAUCCUUCCUCCCCCACCACUCCAUUAUCCCAGGGCACAUAUAAAGAUGCCCAGGUGUCAUCACAUAUGCAGUCAGGUCUGAGAGAAUUGGUAGACUCCAGGGCCAUGAAGUCUGAAAUGGAAAACCAAAGCCAGUUCAUCCCAAAGAUC
Messenger RNA from Alligator mississippiensis (American alligator), 3035 nucleotides. RefSeq lists its product as uncharacterized. Bases 83 to 781 code for a protein of 232 amino acids. The transcript has 2 exons. Lineage: Eukaryota; Metazoa; Chordata; Crocodylia; Alligatoridae. The record is from RefSeq and is a predicted model, not a curated record.